This is a messenger RNA of Cyclopterus lumpus (lumpfish), 3950 nucleotides long. It is a transcript of the gene arhgef37, whose product is annotated as Rho guanine nucleotide exchange factor (GEF) 37. The record is from RefSeq and is a predicted model, not a curated record. Lineage: Eukaryota; Metazoa; Chordata; Actinopteri; Perciformes; Cyclopteridae. Gene Ontology annotation, cellular component: cytoplasm. Bases 1667 to 3937 code for a protein of 756 amino acids. Gene Ontology annotation, molecular function: guanyl-nucleotide exchange factor activity; protein binding. The transcript has 16 exons.
UUUUUUUUUUCCUCCUGGAACUCUUUUGCUGUUUUUUUUAAAAAGCCGGUUCUCGCUCUUCUUCCCUUUGCCUUUUACCCUCGUAGUCAUCAACAUGACAGAUGAUUGGAAAGAGACGCGCGGAACGAUCUGAGCUUCGCCGUCGGUUUAGAAAAAUGUGUUUGUGUCAAAACAUGAAAACCUGCAAGUAAAAGAGAGAGGGACCAAAUAUCACUCUGCACAGCAGACAUCACAAUACUACUAUGUUUAAAACAGGGUUCGAACCGGUCAUGGAAAACCUGGAAAAGUCACGGAAUUUUAAAAUGGUUUAUUUCCAGGCCUGGAAAAGACAAAGGAAAUCUCUUUUUAUGUUCAUAUGUUCAUUUACGCUGAGUUUGAAAUAAUUACUAUGCUUUUUAAAAAAAGAAAGACGCUCUAAAUAUAAGCAGGCGUACGCUCUCAUAUACCCUCACUUCUUCCAUGUACACACACGCCCAUGUUUGGUCAUUUGGUUUAAAGUCAAGGGAAAGUCUUUGAAAUCCAAAUGUGUAUGAACCCUGUUAGAAGAAGAUGGCACACAGAGAUGGGGAGAAAAAGAAAGAUGGACUCCAGUGGAGCUUAAUAUGUCUGAGCUUUCAACAGCAACAUGUUUUCUUUAGGUUCUUUGAGGGUCCCUAUAGGUUCUCUGAGGGUCUCUGCGAGUCUCUAUAGGGUCUCUGAGGAUCUCUAUAGGUUCUUUGAGGGUCUCUGAGAGUCUCAGAUGAUCUCUAUAGGUUCUUUGAGGGUCUCUGAGAGUCUCAGAUGGCCUCUAUAGGUUCUCUGUAGGGUCUCUGAGGGUCUCUGCGAGUCUCUAUAGGGUCUCUAUAGGUUCUUUGAGGGUCUCUAUAGGUUCUCUGAGGGUCUCUGCGAGUCUCUAUAGGGUCUCUGAGGAUCUCUAUAGGUUCUCUGAGGGUCUCUAUAGGUUCUUUGAGGAUCUCUAUAGGUUCUCUGAGGGUCUCUGCGAGUCUCUAUAGGGUCUCUGAGGAUCUCUAUAGGUUCUUUGAGGGUCUCUGAGAGUCUCAGAUGAUCUCUAUAGGUUCUUUGAGGGUCUCUGAGAGUCUCAGAUGGCCUCUAUAGGUUCUCUGGGGGUCUCUGAGGGUCUCAGAGGGGUCUCAGAUCUUGAUAAGUGUGUUAUGACGUCAGACACUUUUAUCAGAAGCAUCUCUGUAGGAAGUACAAGGACAUCUUGUUAUCUGUGGGAUGGUUUGACAUUUGGUCCAGAUGUUCACUUUAAAGAUACUUCUCAUCCAGCAGCAGGUCGCACGGAAACAUCUCAACCAUUUAAGUGCCUUCUUUAAUUGUUUCAGAUAAACAGAAUCCAAAGGGAGUGAGUUGUAAAUCUCCCCCUUUUGUUACCCUCUGACCAGAAAACACCAGGCAAUCCCUUCUUUGCAAAUCUUUGGGAGGAGGAUGGGAUGUCCCGCCGUGCUUUUGUUUCCCGUGAGAGGGAAACUUCAAUCGGCCGGAGGCUGCGUCCUCAUUGGUCCGCGCAGCGUUUCAUGAAAAGACCCAGUCGGCCAAUCGGAAGGCAGAUUUCUACUUCAGUCGGGACGGAGCACAACAAGACAGACAGAGAGAGAGAGAGAGAGAGAGAGAGAGAGAGGUUCACCACAGCUGGAUCCAGGACUCUGCACAAGCCUUCUCCGACAUGGAGGUCCCCAGGAGGCCUCGGCCCUCCUCCUGCAUGCUGGCUCUCCAACAAGCCGCCGCGAAGGACCCGAGGAGCUCGGCGCUCCGGGAGGAGAACGACCACGACGAGGGAGAUCCGUUCGGGGAGGAGACCUUCGGCGGCGACGAGGAGCUCGACGGGUCGCUCGACGGGUCGGUCGAGACCUCCGAGCUCGCGGGAAUGAACGCGACGCUCUCCUCGCGGGGGAGUUGCUCCGAGGAGAGCUCGACGUCGGCCGAGGAGGAGGCGGCGGAGGCCAAGAAGAAGCGCGAGGAGGAGGAGGCGGCGGCCAAGGAGAGGGCCGCCCAGAGGCAGAUGCUGGCCAUCGAGGAGCUCGUCCACUCGGAGAGGAAUUACCUCCGUCUGCUGCGGCUCAGCUCCGGGACCAUCAGGAACAACCUGCAGAAGCUACAGCCUCCUCCAGCCGACCUGGACAGCGUGUUCCUCGACAUCGAGGACGUCAUCGACGUGUCGAGUCGCCUCCUCGGCCUGCUGGACCAGAAGCUGGUGCAGCCCGGAGACCCCCGCUUCCUGGAGACGCUCUGCGAGUCCUUCCUCGGCCUCUCCUCGGACAUCGAGGCGGCCUACAAGGAAUACCUGGCCAACUACAACCAGGUGACGGUGGUGGAGAACAGCUACAAGCAGAAGGAGGCGCUCUGGAACGACGUCGUCCGAGUCAUCAAGACCUCGGCGCCUGAAGUGAACGCCACCUCGCUGAGCUUCUUCCUGGUGAUGCCGGUGCAGCGCAUCGCCCGCUACCCGCUCCUCCUGCAGACCAUCCAGAAGCACACGGAGAAAACCCACCCGGCGUACGCCCUCCUGGAGCGGACCGCUCACACCUCCAUCGCCCUGAACUAUCGCAUCAACGAGUACAAGCGCUUCAGAGAAGUUGCUGACAAAUACAAGAAGACGGAGACGCUGACCAUCAAGGACAAGAUCUACCGCCUCAACACGCACAGCAUCGCCAAGAAGACGGCGAGGUUCGGCCAGCACAUCAGACACGAGACCGGAAUGGCGCCGAAGCUGGUGGACGAGGAGUUUGACGCUCUGGAAGGUUUCUUUUACGUUCUGGAGCACGGGAUCCUGGAGCUGCUGGAGAACGUGGAGACGUACCUGUACCACCUCCAGGGCUUCCUGUCCUGCAGAACGGAGGAGUUCGACCUGGACAUGGACGGAGAGAAGGCGCCCAUUUGCUACAAGGAGAUCACCACCGCUCUCAGGCAGUGGAUCCUGCCCACCUUUGAGAAGAGGAUGAGGACGUUGAUCCGCAAGCCGCUGGGCGCCCUCCGCGACCUCCUGGUGGGCCCGAGGAACCUGAUCCGGAAGAGGCUGGACAAGCUGCUCGACUACGAGCUGAUCGAAGCCAAAUCCAACCUGAGCUACGAGGAACAGGACGUGGCCAACACGUACAGGACCAUGAACACGCUGCUCCUCAACGAGCUCCCCCAGUUCACCGGCGUGGCGCUGCAGAUGAUCUGGAGCGUGCUGGGGACGUUCAGCUGCCUGCACAGGGACCUCGCCGCCGACAUGGAGCAGCUGUUCCAGAGCUUUGCACAGCAGCUCCCUCACAGCUCUAUGGAGCGCGGUGCCUUUCGGGAGUGGGCGGAGUCGGCCGUGCUGGAGGGUGCGAGGAGGCUGGAGACUCUGUGUCGGAGCGUGGAGCACACGCUCAACGGGCCCGUCGUCCAGCCUCUGAGUCCGUCCUCUCGGCGCCGCCUGAAGCAGCUGACGGAUAAGCACGGUUCGGGAAAGAUCUACCAGGUGGUGGGGUCGGUGGUGGGCAGCCGGGACCUGGACCUGAACCUGGCCAGAGGCGAGCUGGUGGCCAUCAUCAGUGAGGCGGACACCCGCGGAGACAAGCGGAGGUGGCUGGUUGACGCGGGAGGCCCACGAGGGUACGCUCCUUCCUCGAAGCUGAUUCGCUAUCACCAGCCAACAGAAGACCCGCCCCCCUCGCCACAGCUGACCCUGCCUGAUGGCGUGACGGAAACCAGACGACACUCCUACACCCCAGAGAGCCAGCCAAUGACGGUCAUGAGCCAGCCCUGCUUCCAGGUGCUGGCGGCGUACGACUUCACGGCGACGGGGAACCACGAGGUCUCCGUCCGGGCCGGCGAGCCGGUCCGCGUCCUGGAGCCCCGCGACAAGCGGGGGAACCCCGAGUGGAGCCUGGUGGAGGCGCGAGGGGGCGCGCGGGGCUACGUGCCCUCCAACUACCUCGCCAUCGCGCCGCGCCCCCCCCACCACUAAAGGGGGGAGGGAG